This is a messenger RNA of Astrephomene gubernaculifera, 2712 nucleotides long. The record is from the annotation of a GenBank genome assembly. Lineage: Eukaryota; Viridiplantae; Chlorophyta; Chlorophyceae; Chlamydomonadales; Astrephomenaceae.
AUUGCAUUGCGCAAAACUGCACUUGGCAGGUUGUCAGCCAAGGUGUAUGGAUCCAGCUGGAGCUACCUGAGGAUGCCAGGAUAUGCGUAGCUUAUGCCGACGCAUAGCGCGUAAGCGAUCAUGCUGGACAGAUGAAAGGCCAGCUGGUCUGCUGGCUUAACUGUGCAGGAAGCUUCUAUUCCAAGCCCUCCUCAACAUACUCGUAUACCUUCAAUAUGCGUCCCUACACAUGUUUCUUGCUGCGGCAAAAAUAAUGCUACCUCAGUUCGAAUCCUUUUGGACCUUGCGUUCACAGCGUCCUUCAUGACCCAUUGUUUACAACUGACAUCUUUUUGUAGGUGCUGCAAGUCUGCCCUUAGGAGCCGGCCUCUAACACUGUGCGCAUUCUUUGGCAUAAUAUGCAUAUACGCGUGCAAGCCAGAGGAGUGCUGACGGGUUCUCUACGAUCAGAUGGAAACAUGGAUCCAACUUUCAAAAGGAGUUGUCCGUCUGUCCAGAAAAGUAACGGACGCUAACGGAACUUCAGCAGAGUAUAAAAGCACAUCCUUAUCAAACUAUUCAUAUCCCAGGUUACAGUAUCCGAGAAGUGGGCAGCCACUAGAAACGUGCCGAAGCCCUUGCCACGGACCAUCGGUUGCGGCGUUGUGCCCGCAGCCUCAAGAACUCAAGAACACAUACUGUAACAAAAGGCCGUGCCAUACAUCACGCUUCGAAAACUACUUCGCCAUGGCGAAAGCAAUUGCUAAAGCCUCGUCCCUGGCGGGGUUAGGACUGAUUUUGGUUGCCAUCUGCUUGCUCCUCCCUUCCUCUGCGAACGCUUCGUUUGUGAAGCGCUGCGGUCACCAGUUAUGCAUCGACGGCAAACCCUUUUACUUCAUGGGAGCGAACGCUUAUUGGUUGAUAGACUUUGUCCAAAGGGACAAGGGGACCGUAGACAAAUUCUUUGACUAUUGCAACCAAUUUGGACUCAAGGUCGUCCGUCUUUGGGCCUUCAACCACCGCAUGCCUUACGAAUGGGGCAAGUACGACGAGACCCAGUUCAAGGGGCUCGACUACAUCAUCGACUCAGCUGGCAGGCACAACGUCAAGCUUAUCCUGGCGUUGGGAAACACCUGGGCUGCCUACCGCUCGCCGCAAGACUUCAUGAGCAUGGCUGGCAUCAACCCAGCUGGCAAGGACCUGCUGGACUUCUACCGCUCUGCUGACGUGCGCCAUUUCUACCGUGACCACAUUUCCGCUAUCGUGUGGCGCACCAACACCUUCAAUGGCCGCCGCUACCGUGACGACGACGCCAUCAUGAUGUUCGACGCCAUGAACGAGCCCAGGUGCCCCGGCUGUGUGGACUCCGCCUCGCAGGGCGUUGUGCAUUCUUUCUUGCAGGAGAUGUCCGCGCACCUGCGCGCCAACGCACCUAACCAGCUGGUCGCUCUGGGCACUGAGGGCUACUUCCUCAACUCGUACGAAAGCUCCAAUCCCGGUGCUGGUGCCCGCUGCGAGGGCGAGGACUGGGCGGCGUUGGGCAAGAUGGACACCAUCGACGUCACCGUGGUUCACGCUUACGAGCGCCAGCUCGAGUCAGUUCCUCCCAAGUGGACCAAGUGCGACUUCAACUGCUUCUGCAACUACCUGGUCCAGUACCUCGGCACCCAUCAACGCUUGUCCUCCGACUUCGGCAAGCCACUUAUUCUGGAGGAGUUUGGCCUAAUUCUGCCUGAGUACACCAUUGAGCAGCGGGUGCUCCUCUUCCGUCUGGUAGCGGACAACAUGCAGUGGAUGAAGCAGACCGGCGGCCCCAUGGUUGGCGCUAUGUUCUGGAACGCCGCAAUUGGCAACGUGUGGGACGAUGGGUAUAACGUGUAUCUAGACGGCCCCGUCACCAAGCCCAAACCGACACCAACGCCCACCUCUGCGCCGGUCACCACCCAAAAGCCCAACAGCGGCAGCGGCAGCACCCCCACGCCAACCUCGGCACCUGCCACCACGUCCGAGCCGGCGCGCGCCCCCAUUGUCGCCAACACCGAAACGCUGACGGACUUCCUGCGCGGCCCGCAGCGUGCCGCAUGUGCCGAGGCCGCUGCCCGUUGGUGGCUGCCCUCGUGGACAGCGGCCUGGGCGCAGACGGUUGACAUGACCGCCAUGACCACACGCUGCAAGGACAUGACGGUGCUGCGAGUGCUGCUGGAUACCAAGCAGUAUAUCUAUUCAUAACGUUUUUCCGAUUGCAUCCUUGGGGAAACGGUAUCUCCCCGAGGGAACGAUGCGUGAACAGCUAAGGUUUGAUGCAUGACGUGAUUCUAUGCCGUUGGGACUACAUAAGGGGCGACCCGGGUUUGCCCACAAAGCCUACAUUUGUGGCCAGGCACCCCCAUCUUUUUGUGUUCCGCUCUACAACGACAAUAAUAUAUGUGACAGCGCACGGCAUGCGACGCUUUGCACGGCACUUGUUGCCGCAUCAUAACCUUACAUAAUGUGAUUCUUUGCGCUGCUUUGCGCAUACUUCGUGUCGGAGUACAGCAUAUGUCACUGCGAUAAAUGCAUACCGGUAAUAAGUGCCAAACCUGUUAAUAUGUGGCUUCGGAUAUUCAACGUAGCGUGCAUGUACUCCGUACGUGUCCAUUUCCUGCAACUCGACAGUAAAGGCCUUGGGCCCUGGCCAAUACGCUUACGUGGACCUACACAGACAAUGCAUGCGUGUAACAUCUUUUCAAUCGA